Molecule: messenger RNA, 4418 nt
Organism: Plutella xylostella (diamondback moth)
Lineage: Eukaryota; Metazoa; Arthropoda; Insecta; Lepidoptera; Plutellidae
Molecular function (GO): protein binding
Source: RefSeq, a predicted model, not a curated record
GAUUGUUUAUUGUUCGUCAGACACCUCAAACAUUAUAUAGACAGCCUCAGAUAGAGACGGUUGAUUCAAAUAUAAUGAUGAAAAGUCUGAACUUUAAUAAGUGAAUAACCUGUUUUUUAUGUCCUUUACGGUUACUUACUGAAAUGGUAGAAGAACAGUGAAAUUAUAAUAUAUGCGUAUUUUAUGUUAAAUUGUUAUCGAUCCCAAAACCUAAUGGAAUAAAGCUGGCGACUUCGCCGACUGCGACAAUGAGAACGAAAACUUCUAUAUUUGUUAUGGUCUGCUGGCUAAGUUUGGUGCCAAUAGAAGCUUGUCAAGUAACUCAACUCGAGUGCAGAAUAAAUAUGAUUUGCACAGACGACAUCACCUUUGGAGAGCCAAAUAACAAACAAUUGUGUCAACCAUUCCAACACCGAGGUUAUUAUAAUGGUUAUGACUAUGGCCAACGUGAUUAUGACGCAUAUAGAGGAUUCUCUUAUGACUUGAGUUAUAACGGACCCAGCUCUAAUUUACACCUACUAAACUCUAACCAAUUAACUAAGAUACAAAAGUUAAAUUUACACGACAGCAUGUAUGAUUCAAUACCUGAUAUUAUACUUAAAAUGGAGAAUUUAAAAUACCUUAUUUUAAAUCGGAAUGCGUUAACGCAAGCUGAUUUUUCAAACUUAAGGAAUCUAAAUUAUCUUGAAAAGCUUGACUUGUCUAACAAUCUAAUAGACAGUAUUUCAGGCAGCUCAAAACUUGCUUUUAACAAUUUGAAAUUCUUAAAUAUGUCCUACAACUCGCUGAACAAUUUGCCAAAAGAUAUGUUUCAUGCAUUUCCUGAGUUAUUUUCUCUUGACCUAUCAUACAAUGAAAUAAAUUCCCUCGAUUUCAUGUCUUUUAAUGGUAUAAAACAUCUUAAGUACCUUAAUUUGACGCACAAUAAAAUUUUCGACCUAAAUUUAUCUCUUUUAAGAAUUGGUGACAUUGAGGAACUUGAUCUUUCAUAUAAUAAAAUGAUUAACAUAAACGCACAUGAAUUCAAAAUGUUUGUAAAUUUAAAUGUUUUAGACCUUAGUCAUAAUUUAAUAGUUAGUAUCGAUCCGGACGCCUUUAAAACAAUGCACUCUCUGUCAAGCUUGGACUUAAGCUACAAUAAUAUGGAGGCAUUGGAUAAAUAUCUAUUUAAAAAUCUAUCCCUCUUACAAAAAGUUGAUUUGUCUUAUAAUCAAAUUACAGAAAUUUAUCCUAAUACGUUCAAGGACAAUAAUAUUUCUUUUAUUUCUUUAACAAAUAAUAAUUUGAAUGGUUCUAUUUUAAAAUACACGUUUCAGGGCCUUUCAAAAAUAACUGAAUUAGACUUAAGUUUUCAAGGCUUAACAACUUUGGAUGAUUAUGCAUUUAUUGGGUUAGAUAUUCUUCGUACACUUUUGUUAAAUAAUAAUGAGUUGCAAAAUCUACCUUCGAAAUGUUUUCAAGGACUUGAUAAUUUAAACCAAUUGGAUUUAUCUAAUAAUAAGUUAGUAAAUAUAAAUUUUGAAUCUUCGCUCUUAACGCAGUUAUAUUCUUUAGAUUUAUCAAAUAAUGAUAUUACACACAUAUCAACUGGUGAUUUCACUAGUUUGACAUCUCUAGAAUAUCUUAACUUAUCAAAUAACAGUGUUAGUAAUCUCAAGUCUAACUCAUUUGAAAAUCUUUUUAACCUAGUUAAUUUAAAUAUUUCUGGAAAUCGACUAAAUGGGUCUUUACACAAAAAUACGUUCGUUGGUUUGAGUUCCCUGCCUAGUCUAGAUAUUUCAAAAAAUAUGUUAAAAAGUGUUGAAAACGGCUCGUUUAGUGGUAUGGAUCACUUAAAUGAUUUGAAAUUAUCGUAUGGUAAUAUAAAUGAAAUUCAGUAUAAUGCAUUUAUUGAUAUUUAUAAUAUAACGUAUCUCGAUUUGUCUUACAAUCAAAUUGAGGUUUUUGUUGUGAAUACUACCAGCUUAGAAAAUGUACAAGAAUUUAUUUUACAUAAUAAUUUAUUGACUGUUAUCUCAUUUGAAAGAAUGUAUGGACUGAAAAAGGUGAUUUUAUCUAACAAUAAAAUGAAAAAUAUGUCUAUUAAAACAUUCAAAGAUCAAAAAUAUCUCCAACACUUAGAUUUAUCUCAGAAUGGAAACCUUACAUUUGAUUUUCCUAUAAUACAAAAUCAGAACCGUAUUAAUAAGUUGAUUUUGUCAGGUAUAAUCAAUAAAUUAGUAUUUACAGAUUUUAUAAAUAAUAACAUCGAGCAGUUAGAUUUUUCGAACAACAAUUUAUCUAAUGUUACACUUAUGGAUUUUCAACAUUUAGGACAUUUAAAAACUCUAAAUUUGACUCGGAAUACGAUAGAAACAAUUCAAUCUGGUGAUUUUGUUGGGUUGAAAAAAAUAAGAGAUCUUGUUUUAAGCUACAAUAAAAUUGAAUAUAUUCAACCAGGUUCAUUUAUAGAUAAUUCGUUAAUGUUAAUAUUAGAUAUUUCUUAUAAUAAUUUAAAAACUAUAAACUAUGGCGUUUUUUCUGGUUUAAUAAAUCUAAAAGUUAUAAAUUUAUCAUAUAAUAGAAUAAAUACAUUAAAAAAUUAUCAUUUUUCUGAACUUUCUGACUUAAAUGAACUUAUUGUUGAUCAUAACGAAAUUGAUUACGUUGGUUUAGAAUAUUUUAAAAGAACAAAAUUAAAAAUAUUGAGUGUUGGAGAUAAUCCGAUAACUUGUGACAUUUUGUUCAGAAUAAAAAAAAAUCACGAUAGAGAUAUAAACAUAACUGCAAUAAAAUUUGAUUAUAACACUGAAAACGUGGAUGGUAUUACUUGUAAUAGAAAUCAAUUUAAUGGCAUUAAUUUUAAUGAAAUUGAAAAUACUAACAAAACACAAGAGUUACUAAAAGCAAUUUUACUAAAUUUGCCAUCGAAAAGUUCAGAAAGCAAGAGUCAAACAAUAUUACAGGAUAUAAGAGAAAGCAUUAAAAAUACAUCAUAUUUAAUGAUUGAAACAUUAAAAAGAAUGUCUAAUUUAACAAUUUCUUCCGAUAAGUUCGAAUUAAAACAAAACGAACGCCUAUUUGAGGCGACUUUAAAUCAAACAACGUCAAUUGAACACACUCAAAAUAAAACAAAUCAACUUCUUUAUAAAAUUAUAGAAAUAGCAAAUACAAUUAAACUACAGAACGCUGUUGAAUUAAAUCAAACACUCUAUACAUACUCUGUACGUACACCGAAAAAUUUGAAACUUGAUUUAGAUGAUAGUCUAACGGAAAUUCAAGACAAAAUUAAUCAACUGGAAGAUAAGAUUCGAAAUUUGAAUUCAAGAAUCAACAAAAACCUAACGGAAACAUUUGCUGUGACAACUAUGAAACCAAAUAAUGAAAAACUAUCAUCGGGUACUGAAAAUCUGUCAGAUAGAUAUAAGCCUUCGUCAUUCUUAUUUAUAGAAACAUGUGUGGCUUUAAUAUUAUUAAUACUUGUAUGUUUUAUUUUGUAUAAAUUUUACAAUUCCAAAUUAUUUAUGACUUCUCAUAGGACUCUGAGUAGAAGAGACAUGGUUGACUCCAUGGAAAAUACAAAUUUAUAAAAAUUUUCAUUUUACCUUUAAAGGGUCUUUGUCAAAAUACUGAUGAUUUUAUUGAUGGCUUUCAUCAGCUUGCAUCAGUUUUAAUGUAUAAAAUAUUACCUAUACUGUUUUUUUUCUUAUUUUCAUUGUUACAAGCAUAUAAAGUUUUUAGUUUUUUAGAAGGUACUUUUUUAAUCCAAAUCAAAUUAUAAUAAUAUAUAUAAAUUAUAGGCGCACACGAUCUAAGGGUUCCCAUUACGCUGGCUGCGUUACCACGCUGUACAGCGAGGGAGAUCCUCUGCAUCAAGUACGCCCCAGAGAGGUUGUCAUUGCCUCGCUCCCUAUCCCUUCGUUUAUUAGUUAGUUAUGCUAUUAUUAUGUACAAAUGAAUAAGAAGCACACCCUUAUAAGGGUGACUUGCACCAUACAGUAUAAAUAUGAUUUUUUGCUUUGACAGUAUAGAGUGUCAGAGUAAGUACCAAUUUCUCCAUGGUCGGUCGGAGCAUAACCAGAGAGUAGUGGUUGACUUUUGACACAUCUGUCAUGAAUUUUAUAUGGAGAUGACGUAUAAUUGAUGAAUGAUAACCGGUCGGUUAGAUAACCGACUAUGGUGAAGUUGGCACUAAGGCUGCAAAUUGCAAUAGAUAUAAAUAAUACGUUUAAAUAUUUGGUUUAAGUCUAAUUAGUAAUGAAUUUUAGGUAUUUUAUUACGGCAACUAGUUCUAUAGUGUAGUUCUUUACGAUCAAUUAAUGGUGCAUAGCAUAGGUACCUUGGUCUAGUCCAUAAGUGAUUUUUCUGUAAAAUUAAUCUUGUAGUCUAAAUUUAAAAUUGAAUUGUAAUAAGUAAAUAUAAUUGUGUUUAAUCUAUAA